Messenger RNA from Centruroides sculpturatus (bark scorpion), 1704 nucleotides. RefSeq names its product putative protein TPRXL. Bases 135 to 1442 code for a protein of 435 amino acids. The record is from RefSeq and is a predicted model, not a curated record. NCBI's taxonomy places the organism in Eukaryota, Metazoa, Arthropoda, Arachnida, Scorpiones, Buthidae. The transcript is spliced from 4 exons.
UGCAAAUUAUCCAAGGAGAGGAUUACUUCGGUCCUUCGGAUAAUUUCAAGGUAAGCUAUUGGCGAAGAAGGACAAGUUUAGAACAAAAAUUAAUUAUUGUAUCAUCGAUACUUUUUUGUUUGACUUUUGCACUGAUGAUAACAACCAUCGUAUUGGAUAAAAGAUUGGAAAACUAUAAGUCCAAAUCAUUUGAUAUUACUCUUGGUCCUACUCCAGAUUCUACUUUAACAUCGACAAUUUCACCAACUGAAAAUCACACUUCAAUAGCAAUAAAUUAUAUUUCAACAGACUCCACGGCGGAUGGUCAGCCCUCUUCUCAUGCAACGGAUUCUUCUCUCUCACCAGGCUCCACGACGGAUGGUCAGCCCUCUUCUCAUGCAACGGAUUCUUCUCUUUCACCAGAUUUCACGACAAACGAUCAACCCUCUUCUGUAGCAACAGAAUCUUCGCCUAUCUCACCAGAUUCGACAACAAACGAUCAGACCUCUUCUCGUGCAACGGAUUCUUCUUCUCUCUCACCACACUCCACGACGGAUGGUCAGCCCUCUUCUGAAGCAACGGAAUCUUCGCCUAUCUCACCAGAUUCCACGACAAACGAUCACACUUCUUCCCAUGAAACGGAUUCUUCUUCUCUCUCACCAGACUCCAUGACGGAUGGUCAGCCCUCUUCUGAAGCAACAGAUUCUUCGCCUAUCUCGCUAGAUUCGACAACAAACGAUCAGAUCUCUUCUCAUGAAACGGAUUCUUCUUCUCUCUCACCAGACUCCACGACGGAUGGCCAGCCCUCUUCUGAAGCAACGGAAUCUUCGCCUAUCUCACCAGACUCCACGACGGAUGGCCAGCCCUCUUCUGAAGCAACGGAAUCUUCGCCUAUCUCACCAGAUUCCACGACAAACGAUCAGACCUCUUCUCAUGCAACAGAUUCUUCUUCUCUCUCACCAGACUCCACGACGGAUGGCCAGCCCUCUUCUGAAGCAACGGAAUCUUCGCCUAUCUCACCAGAUUCCACGACAAACGAUCAGACCUCUUCUCAUGCAACAGAUUCUUCUUCUCUCUCACCAGACUCCACGACGGAUGGUCAGCCCUCUUCUGAAGCAACGGAAUCUUCGCCUAUCUCACCAGAUUUCACGACAAACGAUCAAUCCUCUUCUAAAGCAACGAAUUCUUCGCUUAUCUCACCAGAUUCCACGACAAACAAUCAGACCUCUUCUCAUGCAACGGAUUCUACUUCUCUCUCACCAGAUUUCACGACAAACGAUCAACCCUCUUCUGAAGCAACAGAAUCUUCGCCUAUCUCAUCAGAUUCCACGACAAACGAUCACACCUCUUCUAAAGCAACGGAUACUUCGCCUAUCUCGUCAGAUUCGACGAGAAACGAUCAGAUCUCUUCUCAUGCAACUGAUUAUUCUUCAUUUUCACCAUACUCCACGACGAAUGGUUAGCCUUUUUCUGAAGCAACGGAAUCCUCGCCUAUCUCCCCAUAUUUCACGACAUACGAUCAGACCUUAUCUCAUGCAACUGUUUCUUCUUCUUUCUCACCAGACUCCACGACGGAUGGUCAGCCCUCUUCUGAGGCAACGGCAUCUUCGCCUAUCUCACUAGAUUCGACAAUCGAUGGUCGGUUGUUUUUAUGAAGCAACAGAAAUGUCGUCCACCUCACUUUUUUCUAUGAGAUUCCGAAAGUACCAAUAAAGAAUAUUUUUC